This is a messenger RNA of Trypanosoma cruzi, 579 nucleotides long. RefSeq lists its product as uncharacterized. NCBI's taxonomy places the organism in Eukaryota, Euglenozoa, Kinetoplastea, Trypanosomatida, Trypanosomatidae. Bases 1 to 579 code for a protein of 192 amino acids. The record is from RefSeq and is a predicted model, not a curated record. The transcript has a single exon.
AUGAUGCGUUUUACCCGGUUCCUUGCCGUUGCAGCAAAGCGGAGUGCCACCAGCGCCAAACUCGGUAAGAGUGUUGGACUCACUGCGGCGCUGAGUCCCAGGCAAAGGUCUCUUCCCCGCGUCUCAGUGACGAAGUUGAUGAAGCCCAGCGGGAGCGGGAAACACGCUCUGUCGUCAUUCUUGUUGAAGGACAAGAAGAAGGUGGCCACCGCAAAAGUUGCUGUGCCGCCGAAAAAGAAGAGGGCUUUAAAGGUGAGGAAGGGCCGCAGCAGCGGCAAAAAGGCCGCGGCUCUCUAUGUGCGCUUCUAUUACGCCUUGAAGAAGAGCGGACUUGUGAAGGGGAAGCGACGCAUGCAGAAAACGGGUGAGCUGUGGCGUGCCACAAAGAAGGCGAAGGACUUCAAGAAGCGCGUUGAGGCGGCGCUGAGGCUUGCAAAGAAGGGACAAAAAAGCAGGGCUCGUAAGCUGAAGGCGCAGAAGAAGGCAAAGGGCAAAAAGUCGGCGAAGGGCGUCAGGAGGGUCUACCGGAGGGUCAGCAGGAAGAAGACUGUCACGAGCACCGUGCCGCCUCUCCCCUAA